This is a messenger RNA of Anisakis simplex (herring worm), 951 nucleotides long. Lineage: Eukaryota; Metazoa; Nematoda; Chromadorea; Rhabditida; Anisakidae. The record is from the annotation of a GenBank genome assembly.
GAUGUGACAUCAGGUCCAAAUCCUGCGGCAGCAGCGCGUCAACGUAAUAUUAUGAAACGAAAACGUAUCCAACAGCAGCUAAAACAGAGACGUAAAGGUGAAGGUGAUGAAUAUUUGAGCGAACAUCAGAUACAAGGUGCAAAACAUCUCGAGUCUGAGGGUGAUGAAGAAUUUGUUGAGUGUGACGGUAAUCGGACUGAUGAUAUUCCGGGUCGUAACGGCACUUUGAUUGUGAUCACUGAAGAUGGCAAAACCUGGCGACGGAGGAAUAUGCGAAAGAAGGGUAGUGAGCAGAUCUUGGAAUAUUUCAAUUGCAUUUCGUGUGAAGCUGUAAAGCGAUAUCUGCCGACGGGUAAAGUGAGUUUGUUCCUUUGUGAAUUCCCGACGUUGUCGUUUCUCUACACACUAGCCACGAACGUUCGUGUACUACAAACGAAUCCAGCAACACGGCAUCAUAUUUGUGGUAAUGCCCGUUCAACGGCACGAACCACUGCCGAACAGCUGGUGCGUAAGCGGAAAGCAGUUGCGAGACUAGCUGGAAUCGGCUCGGUGUAUGCCUAUGACUCGGCCGCAUCUGAGGCCAGAAAUUUAGGAGCUGCAGAAAACUGGGAUGAAUCGUUUUUGUCAAACGUCUUGGAAGAGAUUGUCACGCGAACACCCCGUCGUUCACGCGAACAGCAUCAAUCCAGCCACAACAGUGCUCCUUCCCAUUCUCGCGAGAUUUCAUCCAUUCCGGACUCUCAUUUCGACGAUUCUGGCUGCUCGCGGUCGUCGGUCCCGAAACCGACAGCAACUCAGUCGGCAUCGAAUCAAAGAGCCUCUUCAUGGGUUAAGCGUGAAACGUCGCAUAUUGGUGACGAUGCGUCAAUUCAACGCAGUGUAGCGCAAUCAAAUUGCGGAAAUCAUCCGAAUCGUAUUGUUGGAUCACUUAGUGACAGUCAAUACAGUUAG